This is a messenger RNA of Talaromyces rugulosus, 1068 nucleotides long. RefSeq lists its product as uncharacterized. The transcript has 4 exons. The record is from RefSeq and is a predicted model, not a curated record. The coding region runs from base 1 to 1068 and encodes 355 amino acids. NCBI's taxonomy places the organism in Eukaryota, Fungi, Ascomycota, Eurotiomycetes, Eurotiales, Trichocomaceae.
AUGGCUACUCCACCCAAACUACCUGAAAUCCUCGUCAUCGGUGGCACAGGGGCCCAAGGAAAGCCUGUGGUAGAAGCCCUCGCCAACAGCGGUCGAUACGCAGUCCGCCUCUUAACCCGCAACCCACAAUCCGGUCGCGCCCAAGAACUCAGCGCCCUUCCAAAUGUGACUCUACAGCAAGGCAGCGUGACCAGCCAGGAAGCCCUUCACGCUGCUUUCCGUGGCGUUUACGGAGCAUGGGUCAACAUCGAUGGCUUCACUCUGGGCGAGAAGAACGAAUUAUUCUAUGCGAUGCGGGCGUACGAAAUUGCCAUUUCCGAGGGCGUGACGCAUUAUGUGUGGGCGAAUAUCGAUUAUGCGUUGCGCAAGGCUGGGUGGGAUGAAAAGUAUCACUACGGGCAUGGUGAUGCAAAGGGGAGAGUUGGCGACUUUAUUCUGGCGCAGGGGCAGAAUCGUAUUAAAAGUACCCUAUUUACUACGGGACCGUACAUGGAAAUGCUUUUCGAUGGCAUGUUUGUACCCCAAGAACGCAGUGAUGGAACUAUUGUCUGGGCGAAUCCGGCCAGUAAUGGAAAGAUACCGCUGAUUUCUCUCCUCGACGUCGGAGAAUACGUGCUGUGGAUCUUCGACAAUAUCAAACGGUCUGCCGGCAUGGAUCUCGAAGUGGCUACCGACCAAGUCUCGUUCAAGGACAUUGCCGAGAUUUUCACCAAAGUCACCGGAAAGCCAGCUAUCCAUGUGCCCUUACCCAUAGACGAAUACAUGGCCAAAGCAGAGCCCUACCCAAACGCACCGGUCAACUACCUGGGGGGCAAAAACAAAAUCGACGAUGAAUCCAACAUGACCUGGCGCGAGAAUUUUACCGCGUGGUGGCGAUACUGGUCUGAAGGCAUCGCUGCGACGAGAGAUUUUGAGCUGUUGACUGAGAUUUUUCCGGGUAGGAUAAAGAGUCUGGAGGAGUGGAUGUACAAGGUGAAUUAUCAGGGCAGGCCAAAGCCGGUCUUGAAGAAUUUGGAAGAUCUACGAUCCGAGCAGUCCGGCGCAGAACAUCCGAGUCACGGUCAUUGA